Neoarthrinium moseri is the source of this 1071-nucleotide messenger RNA. RefSeq lists its product as uncharacterized. NCBI's taxonomy places the organism in Eukaryota, Fungi, Ascomycota, Sordariomycetes, Amphisphaeriales, Apiosporaceae. The record is from RefSeq and is a predicted model, not a curated record. The coding region runs from base 1 to 1071 and encodes 356 amino acids. Gene Ontology annotation, cellular component: cytoplasm. The transcript has 3 exons. Gene Ontology annotation, molecular function: zinc ion binding; (R,R)-butanediol dehydrogenase activity. Gene Ontology annotation, biological process: butanediol biosynthetic process.
AUGCGAGCACUCCGGUAUUAUGGCCCCCAGGACCUCCGUUUGGAUUACGAUGUGCACGAACCGGAUUGUCUUCCGCAUCAAGUCAAAGUCCGACCCUCGUUCUGCGGAAUAUGUGGCUCGGACCUUCACGCGUAUUUGUCGCCGACGGCAAUACCUUUCAAGGACACGCCUCAUCCGAUAACAGGCGAGACAUGGCCCGUAACCCUAGGUCACGAGUUUUCCGGCGAUGUCGUACAAGUCGGAUCAGAAGUGCGGAACGGACUUGCGAUUGGGCACAGAGUGGCUGUACAGCCCACCAUUUGCUGCGAAAAAUGCCCACCCUGUGGGCAAGGGUUGACCAACUGUUGUGAUCUUUUUGGUUUUGUUGGCCUGACAGGCUGGGGCGGUGGUCUUUCGGAUUAUGUGUGCGUGGAUGCGCGGUACGUGUUCAAGCUACCAGACUCAAUCCCGUCCGAUAUAGGAGCACUCGUAGAGCCACUUGCUGUGGCCUGGCAUGCUGUUGACCAAGCUAUCAUCACGCCGGGAGACAGUGCUCUGGUUAUGGGUGCAGGUCCAAUCGGCCUGGCUGUGGUCCAGUGUCUCAAGGCUCGAAAAGCUGGGCAGAUAAUUGUGGUCGAAAUAGCGGAAAGUCGGAAGGAUUUUGCCCGGCAAUCUGGAGCCACCACCGUCAUUGACCCUCAGACGGAAGAUGUGGUCUCCAAGUGCAAGCAUCUCUGCAACGGCCAGGGGCCAGAUAUAGCGCUUGAUUGCGCUGGAGUCGCUGCUAGCAUUAACGCUGCCUGUCUAGCUGUCAGGAAGAAAGGUCUGAUUAUUAAUGUCGCUCUCUGGGAAGAGCCGGUUCCCAUUGAGGUUAACAACCUUAUGUUUGGGGAAAAGAGACUUUCUGCAGCCCUGAGCUACACCACGGUGGAUUUCCAGAAUGUUAUUACGGCUCUGGAGGGUGGAUUAUUAAAUGUGGAAGGCAUGAUCACGAAGACAAUCACCCUCGACCGGGUGGUUGAGGACGGCUUUCUAGCGCUCAUGCAUGAGAAAGAUAAGAACAUUAAGGUACUCGUAAAUGUUAGGGCAUAG